Messenger RNA from Camellia sinensis, 2979 nucleotides. Its product is annotated as protein transport protein SEC23 E. Gene Ontology annotation, molecular function: zinc ion binding; GTPase activator activity. Gene Ontology annotation, biological process: COPII-coated vesicle cargo loading; intracellular protein transport; COPII-coated vesicle budding. Gene Ontology annotation, cellular component: COPII vesicle coat; endoplasmic reticulum exit site. The record is from RefSeq and is a predicted model, not a curated record. NCBI's taxonomy places the organism in Eukaryota, Viridiplantae, Streptophyta, Magnoliopsida, Ericales, Theaceae.
UCCGUAAAUAUAUCUCUGUCGCUCUCUCUCCUCUUUGUUGUGCUGUGCCCAUUAUUCCUCAGUCUUCAAUUCCUCUCUGUCUUUUGUUUCGGUGACCCCUUCACCCCAUCUCUCCUUCCUCAAGGGGUCGUCCUCUCUGUCUCUCUGAAAUUGAAAACCCAGAAACCAAAACCGAUACCCAGAAAAACCCAGAAUCAAAAAGAUGUCGGAGAUGGCACAGACAGAUCCAGAAGGAAUCGACGGAGUACGCAUGACCUGGAACGCCUGGCCUCGCACCAAAGUCGAAUCCAGCAAGUGCGUCAUCCCAAUCGCCGCCUCAAUCUCCCCGAUCCGCCCCCACCCCGACGUCCCCACUCUGCCCUACUCCCCCCUCCGCUGCAAAACCUGCUCCGCCGUCCUCAACCCCUUCUCCCGCGUCGACUUUGCCGCCUUAAUCUGGAUCUGCCCCUUCUGCUUCCAACGCAACCACUUCCCCCACCACUACUCCGCCAUUUCCGACACCAAUGUCCCCGCCGAACUCUACCCCCAAUACACCUCCAUCGACUACUCUCUCCCCGCUGGCCCUUAUUCAACUUCUCAGCCUCCGGUGUUCGUGUUCGUGCUUGAUACUUGUGUGAUCGAGGAGGAAUUGGGUUUUGCGAAAUCGGCAUUGAAACAAGCGAUCGGGUUGUUACCGGACAAUUCGCUUGUUGGGUUUGUUUCGUUUGGGACUCAGGUUCAGGUUCAUGAAUUGGGUUUUUCGGAUAUGUCCAAGGUUUAUGUGUUUCGGGGUUCGAAGGAAUUGUCGAAAGAUCAGGUUUUGGAUCAAUUGGGGCUCGGAUUGGCUGGUCGGAGGACUGGUCCUGGGAUUCAGAAGGGGGGAUUGGCGGUUUCGGGGGUUACGAAGUUUUUGUUGCCGGCUUCGGAAUGUGAAUACAUGCUAAAUUCGCUUUUGGAUGAGUUAGGUACAGAUCAGUGGCCUGUGCCACCCGGUAAUCGGGCAUUUAGGUGCACGGGAGUGGCAUUGAGCAUUGCGGCGGGUUUGCUUGGAGCUUGUUCAGCUGGCACUCCUGCUAGAAUUGUAGGUUUGGUGGGCGGUCCAUGCACGGAAGGGCCGGGUGCGAUUGUAUCAAAAGAUAUGUCGGAUCCAGUGCGUUCCCAUAAAGAUCUCGAUAAGGAUGCAGCUCCAUAUUUUAAAAAAGCAGUUCAAUUUUAUGAGGAACUUGCAAAGCAGCUGGUCAGCCAGGGUCAUGUCUUAGACCUUUUUGCUUCUGCACUUGAUCAGGUUGGUGUUGCAGAAAUGAAGGUUGUUAUUGAAAGAACUGGUGGCCUUGUCGUUCUAUCUGAAAGUUUUGGUCAUCCUGUUUUCAAAGACUCUUUCAAGCGUGUUUUUGAAGAUGGGGAACAGUCUCUUGGUCUCUCCUUCAAUGGAACACUUGAGAUCAACUGUUCUAAAGAUAUCAAAAUUCAGGGCAUCAUUGGACCUUGCACAACAUUAGAGAAGAAAGGGCCUGCUGUUGCAAAUACAGUCAUUGGACAGGGGAACACUACAGCCUGGAAGUUGUGCAGCCUCGACAAAAGCACCUGCUUGACUGUUUUCUUUGAUAUUUCAUCUAGUGAAAAGUCAGAACCUGCAGGAAAUUUAAAUACAAUGUUGUAUAUACAGAUCCUAACAAGUUACCAAAGUCCUGAUGGUCAAACAAGGAUGCGAGUUACAACCAUUAGUAGAAGAUGGAUAGAUAGUGCUGUUGGCUCAGAGGAAUUAGUACAGGGAUUUGAUCAGGAGACCGCUGCUGUAGUGAUGGCAAGAUUAGCUUCUUCUAAAAUGGAGAUGGAGGAAGGGUUCGAUGCCACACGGUGGUUGGAUAGGAACCUUAUUCGUCUCUGUUCGAAAUUCGGUGACUACCGGAAGGAUGAUCCAACAUCUUUUACAUUAAACCCGUGUUUUUCAUUGUUCCCUCAGUUUAUGUUCAACCUGCGGCGGUCGCAAUUUGUGCAGGUUUUUAACAAUAGUCCAGAUGAGACAGCCUAUUUUCGCAUGUUGUUAAACAGGGAGAAUAUAACAAAUGCUGCUGUCAUGAUUCAACCAUCACUAAUAUCAUAUUCGUUCAAUUCGCUGCCCACACCAGCUUUGCUGGAUGUGGCUUCCAUAUCAGCUGAUCGUAUCCUCUUGCUGGAUUCUUAUUUCAGUGUAGUUAUUUUCCAUGGGAUGACAAUAGCUCAGUGGCGAAGCAUGGGUUACCAGAGUCAGGCUGAACACCAGGCAUUUGCACAGUUAUUGCAAGCUCCUCAGGAUGAUGCUCAAAUGAUCAUCCGGGAACGUUUUCCUGUCCCAAGAUUGGUCAUCUGUGAUCAACACGGUUCCCAGGCAAGAUUCUUAUUAGCAAAGUUGAACCCAUCAGCUACGUAUAGUAAUGCUCAUGAAAUGGCAGCUGGGAUGGAAAUGAUCUUCACAGACGAUGUCAGUCUUCAAGUGUUCUUCGAGCAUCUGCAGAGGCUGGCUGUGCAACCUUCUUGAUACCACAAAAAGAGUUGGGAGAUUUAUUGUUCAUAUCAUACAUAGGUUCUUUGUAAUGUGAAAUUCUAUCGGGAUCUAAGCCUUUCUUUUCCAUUGUUUCAUGAGAUGAGGUCGGACUGUAACAUUUAUUCAAACAGUAAGGAAAGCACAUAUCGUUGAAAGAAGAAUAAGGGACACAAGGUCUGUUGAAUUCUGAGUUAUGGAAAGAAAGGAUGAGAAUGGUAGUUGAAGGGCAAUCAUGCUCCAGAAGCAACAGCAGCAAGGUUAGUCAGCAAGAUUUUAGUUUUGAUUUUUCCCCAUUAUAUUUCUUUGUGUAAGUCACACUCAGGUUAGAAGACUUUCUGUGUAUCGGAAUUUUAAGUUUAUAUACUGGAUAGAGCCUAGGGUUCUAGAUUGGAAAGUUUUAGAAACUUGCUUAUUGUGUGUUUUUAUUUUUUCUGUUCUGAAAUAUAUUACCAAGUCAGCCCUUCCCAUUUGUGUCU